UUGUGUAAAGAUUGUCGUCAGAAUUGUGUGUCACACACAGCGGAACUUUGCUUUAACAACUGUCUUUGCACCAAGUCGAAACUUGUCCAGCAACGAACAAAACAUCUGAGAAGCUAACAAAAAUUGACACCGGAAAAAGUCUUUGUAGUUCUUCUAUUCGCCGUUUUUUUUGGGCCAUAAUGUCUGACGAGGAAGAAGACUAUAUGUCUGAUGCAUUUCUGAGUAAAAUUCGAGAUGUAAAACCAGGUGUCAGCAUGGUGAGGAGGAUGAAGGAAGCAAUUAAGAAGGAAGAGCAGCAUAAGGAAAAGAACAUCAAGAACCGCCAGAAAACCUACAAGGAACAGGAGAAGGAAAGUCGAGAGACAGCACUGCAAAGUGCCAUUAGCAAUCAGAACAAAGGUUUUGCGCUUCUUCAGAAAAUGGGCUACAAAGCUGGCCAGGGCCUUGGGAAGGAGGGAGCAGGACGGGUUGAUCCAAUUCCACUGAGUAUUAAAACAGACCGUGGGGGUAUUGGACUGGAGGAGCUGAAAAAAAGAAAAGCCGAGGAGGAGCUUGAACAUUAUCGACACAAAGUACAAGCCAAAAAACAGAAUGAGACAAAGUCUCUUGAAGAUUUUAGGUCAAGAGUAAGGACAGAGAGAGAAGAGCGAAAGAUUGAAGGGGACCUAAGGAGGAGUCAGCUAUCUUGUGAGCAACUUGACAGUCAGAAGGGCAUAACCAUCCCGAGAGAAGCCUGGUACUGGCCAAAAUCCAACGUUGAUGAUGAGGAAGAUGAUCUUGAAGAGGAAGAUGAAGAAGAGGAUAUUGUAGAACUAACUUCCUUUGAUAAGCUGCAAAUUUUAACAUCCUACUUGAGAGGGGUCCAUUUUUACUGCAUAUGGUGUGGGACUGCCUAUAAUGAUGAAGAGGAUUUGUGCUCCAACUGUCCAGGCAACACAGCAGCAGAACACGACUGAUCUUGAUUGAAAACAAUGUUUAGUAACCUCUAAUGAUAACGCUGUGGCAAAUAUUUUAGACUUGAAAUAUUAUCUUUAUGAGACAACUCUAGAGAUUGUUUUUCAGUAGAUGAAUCAGGCUCGGUGUAAUAUAGUAACCGACAUUUGUUUGAUUAGAAAUGUUGAAAAAAAUCAUUUCAGUAUUUAUAUUUUAAAAGAUUUGGAAGAUUCUUUUUUUUAAAACUUGUUUCAAGAGUAGUUACAGCACAUGCCCAUGUUUCCAUUAAAUGUUAUAAAAAUUUAA
Messenger RNA from Menidia menidia (Atlantic silverside), 1239 nucleotides. NCBI's taxonomy places the organism in Eukaryota, Metazoa, Chordata, Actinopteri, Atheriniformes, Atherinopsidae. The record is from the annotation of a GenBank genome assembly.